This is a messenger RNA of Lottia gigantea (owl limpet), 774 nucleotides long. RefSeq lists its product as hypothetical. The annotation marks the transcript as partial. NCBI's taxonomy places the organism in Eukaryota, Metazoa, Mollusca, Gastropoda, Lottiidae. Gene Ontology annotation, biological process: protein ubiquitination. The record is from RefSeq and is a predicted model, not a curated record. Gene Ontology annotation, cellular component: nucleus. The transcript has 6 exons. Gene Ontology annotation, molecular function: protein binding; ubiquitin protein ligase activity.
CUUUUCAGUGAAAUAAAUGAAGAAAUUGAAGUUUUAAAUCAUAUUUAUAUAGAUGAAUUAGAUGUAGAGUAUGAUGAGAGUGAGAAAGUGAAGACAAUCCGAGUGAUAUUACAUCCUUCAACAUGUGAAGAUACUAGUGUACAAUAUGUCUGUCUAACAUUAGUCUGUGAUAUACCACCUUCAUAUCCACAUGAUGUACCUGAUAUUACUAUUCGUAAUCCUAGAGGGCUGGCAGAAGAAGAAGUUAAAAGUAUCCAUGAUGAUGUUAUACAAUUGGCUGAAGACAGAAAAGGUGAACCAAUGUUAUUUGAACUUAUUGAGCUAGCUAAAGAAAGUUUAACGGAAGGAAAUAUACCACGAUGUGAGUGUUGUAUUUGUCUGGAACAUUUUCACGAGGGUGAUGUAUUCACAAAGACUAGCUGUUAUCAUUAUUACCAUCAACAUUGUCUGGGACGUUAUGUUAAACAUGUUCUAUCUAAACAGAAAGAUGAUAAGGAAGAGGAGUCGGAUAAUGAGGUGUGUUGUCCAGUUUGUAGAACACCUAUAGACUAUAACCUGAACGAACUGUGUGAUGCCCCACCCCCUAUAGAAGACACCCCAACAUUUGAAAUAUCUGAGUCUAUCAGACAGGCAGUAGGAAAGAUGAGAGAUUUGUAUAUCAAACAACAAGAAAAUGGUGGAAUUAUUGACCUCGAUUUUGAAAAGAAUAAAUUUCUUAUAAAUGAGGUAAUUUUAAUAUUAUACUCUAGACUCUUGUUUUACCUACUACUAUAG